CAACGAGACUCUCUAAUCUAGAUAAAAUACAAGCUAUAUUGGGAUCCGUUUUUUUUUCUCUUCCCCUCUUUUCUUCAGUGGCAGUAGCAGGUAGUUUCUGCUUUUGUCGGGGGAAGGAAGGUGGGCUGGAGGUCCUGCUUUCGAUCCGUCUGCUUGCCAGUUUUCCAGCAAAGCACACCUCUGAUCCACCAGAAACGGAGUGGGAUUUAAUAACAUUACUACAAAAAAUGAGUGGCUUUUCCCCGUUGAAUAUGAAAGACAUUCCCGGUGGAAACUGGCAAGGUGUCCGAGUGAUGGUUGACAUCGGAGAUACUGAUGGAGAAAAUCCGGAAAGUAGCAGGCAGGACAUAAAAAGCAUUUGCUCUGAUUACGGAUUUUCUGACAACCUUUUUGAUAACGAUGAUGAUGAUGUGGAAUUGGGAGACUGGAAGCCCCCAGAUUCUGAACUUGUUCAGAAGAUGGUCUCUCAGAUUGAGUAUUACCUAUCUGAUGAAAACCUUGUCAAAGAUGCCUUCUUGCUGAAACAUGUCAAGAGAAACAAGCUGGGUUACGUGAAUAUCAAGUUGCUGACUUCGUUCAAAAAGAUGAAGCUCUUAACAAAAGAUUGGCGGAUGACUGCUUUUGCUCUGCGUCACUCCACUAAGCUGGAGCUGAAUGAGGAAGGUAAGAAGGUGCGUCGGAAAAUCCCAGUCCCAGAGACACUCCUCAGCCAGGUGCCAAGCAGGCUUCUCUUGGUGUGGAACCUGCCAGAGCCGUCGGCCACCGGAGACCUCCCCACCAAAAAGAAUGGCAUUGAAUCGGCUAUUGCAAUCUUUGGCACUUUUGGUACUAUAAGUACAAUCAGGAUCCUUCGACCUGGGAAAGAGCUGCCCACAGAUAUAAGGAAGUACACCUACAAGUACCCUGAUCUGGUCUCCACGGAGUGCGUUUUAGUGGAGUAUGAAGACCUAGAGGCAGCUGGUAGAGCUUACCGUGAGCUUUCUAAGGCUGACAGCACUAUGAAGGUGGUUCUUGUAGGGAAGGGGUCAAGGAAGAAGACCACACUGGAUGCAAGUGAUGCAGAAGAGAAGUCUGAUCCGAAAGGCAUGGCAAUAAUCAGCCAGAGGAUGGAGCAACUGCAGUAUGGAGGUGAAGAUUCAUCUGCCUACAGCUCUUCAGAAUCUGGGUUUGCUUCAUCUCCUAUGCCCACACCAAGGUGGUAUCAGGGCCUGAGCCCUUGCAGCAACCUCCACAGCCUUGGGGUUUCUCCCAGGUCCAUCCCAUGGACCAGCCCUCGCUCUAGCACUAGCCCCAGGAUCCUGCACAUAACCCCCACAGCCCACCGCAUGUCUCCACUAUUGGCUUCAGAGAUGUGGAGAAGCCCGGAUACCAGCCCAGAGCCAUGCAGGAGGAACCUAGAUUACUCCUCUGACAGCAGCAAUACUACUGGGAGCCCAUGGGUUCAGAGGCGCAAACUGGCAGCAGCUAGGGCUGCCUCCUCCCAGGAAGGAAGCCUGAGGCAAAGCCCACUGAGCCCAUUGGUGUUGAAGAGGGCCCUGAAUGGGGAUCUUCCAUCUGGGGUCCUCCGCUUCCCCCGUGGCCCAGAUGGAACCAAAGGGUUCCAUAACAGUAUUGGGAGAGGAAGGGUUGUCUUUAAAUAAGGAUAUCUAUCUCUCUUGGAGAAAAGGCAGUGUCAGAUCAACAAUGUUCUAGCAAGCAGGUCAUUUAGUACCCAGAAAACCAAACUGCCUCAUUCAUAAAGUAUGGAUCUCUGUGCAGAGUGUUCGUUUGGCUUUGUGGGUGCAAUAUGUUCCCAGUGUUCUUUUGUAUUAUUAUUAUUAUUAUUAUUAUUAUUAUUAUUAUUAUUAUUAUUAUUAUUAUUAUUAUUAUAUUUAUAUUAUUUUUUUUGUAAUGUAUAUGUAUAGCUUCUGUGACUUCUACAAGAGUUAAAGGCUUUGUAAUGAAGACCCUGUUAGUGUGCAAACGUUUAAUUGGUUAAAAUGGUUCACCUUUAACAAUUUUAUUUAUUUGAGAAAUAAAGUACUCAGAACAUGGUGUAAAGUUUACUCUGAUGUAGUUGCCUCAAAGUUUAAAAUGUACUUAUAUCUGUAUGUGUCCUGUACUUAGGAUUGGCCAUGUAGCUUGAUAGUAGUCCAAUCAAAUGCAAAAUUGCAACUAUUGUAUAUUUAGUGAACUUGGAACUUUGGGGGGUGGGGUUCCAGUUACAGAAGUGCCUUGAAUAGCUAAAUCAACCUAAAGUGUAAUCUUCAAUGGGGACCAUUAGAACCAAAUGGGACACCUGCCAGUGCAUUGAGUUUCUAAAUACUUGCCUGUACACAUGUAGAUGCUGAGCACUGCUGCCUUUUUUUCUUGUGAUGGUAAAAGAAAUUGGAAAAAGUUUUGUAUUGAAAUGUGUUUCUGGCUUGUUGCAGACAAUUGUAGAAGUUUGGAUAUUGUUUGUUUUGGAAAUUGCAUGUCAAAUGGUGGUUGCUUUUGAAAUCAUACAAUGCCUUUCAUUGGAUUCAAAGCUAUGUAUUUGAAAACAAACAAAAAAAAGUGGAUAAAAUAAACUUUCAAAUAAAGCUUGACGUUUCUGAAAAGAAAUGCAACAUGAAUUGUAAAUGUUGUGUAUUAAAAUGUCUCUCUUUUAUUUCAGUUCCCAUAGAAAUAAUAAAGUAAUUAAAUUGA
Acipenser ruthenus (sterlet) is the source of this 2667-nucleotide messenger RNA. Its product is annotated as la-related protein 6-like. The record is from RefSeq and is a predicted model, not a curated record. The transcript has 3 exons. Gene Ontology annotation, cellular component: nucleus. Gene Ontology annotation, biological process: RNA processing. The coding region runs from base 228 to 1640 and encodes 470 amino acids. Gene Ontology annotation, molecular function: mRNA binding. Lineage: Eukaryota; Metazoa; Chordata; Actinopteri; Acipenseriformes; Acipenseridae.